UCUAUGAGAUAUUGUUCUUUGGUUAUUUCGGGAUGCAAAAACUCAUACACAAUAGAAUUGGGAAACAACCAAAAACAAGUUAACUAAUAUUGAACUGCAGUUAAGUCACGCUGAGGUUAAAUUGUGUUAAACUAUAGUUAAGUCUCGUUGAAGAUAUAGGCAUUAUGGGGCAUCAUCAUCUAGGAAUCAUUCGGCAAUGACUGGGACAACCGGUAUCUUCGAAGACAAUUGGUUGUAUGUAUUUUUUAAUUUUCAGCGAUGAGUAGGUCGUAACAUUUCAUAUACUGCUUUCUUAAACCGCUCUUCGAGUGCCAUACCAAGCGGAUACGAUCAGAUGUUUAAAUCAGAAAAUUGCAGAGAGAGAAAGGAAUAAUAUCGAGCUUCAAGUUUUAGAUUUUACUCAUUCAAAGUUGAGAGUUAUAUGCAGCUCUUAACUAACAAUUGUGUGUUCAGAAAUCAAAGAUGAAUUUCAAUUGCACAGAUCGCUGGAUGAGAGCCGAUGCAAAACUCAAAUCUUUAAUCCCAACUAUUCAGCAGCUUUAUUUAUCUGAGCUAGAUCUACCCAAGGAUCAGCAAAGUCCCAUUUUUUAUCAGUUGUUCAACGCCCUUAUCAGAGGUGCAGAGCUGUUAAAGAAAUGUGAGAAUAUUAGCCCUUUUAACCCCUAUCUUAGAUAUAGGUAUGCUCUGCAGAUCCUCCGCCUAGAGCAGGAGAUCCAGGGUUUCAUGGAUCUCAUGCCUGCGCAUAUAUUGCUAGACUCCAGAAAGCUUAAGCAAGAACUGCAAGAUUAUUACCAGGAGUUACAGCCUGCAGAUAUGAGUUCUAUGCUGAAAGAAUCCAUCUUCAAACAAGCUUCCCUGCUUACGUCCGAUCCCGCCUCUCCUGAUAGCAUGUUGCUUCAGCAAAUGUGUUUAGACGAUUCGUGUGAGAACGAGGGUUUUAAUCACUCAGUCCAUGGCAUUAUUCCUGAGAAAUCUCAAUUUUAUGUGGGAUUGGAGAAACCUAUUAGAGACUUGAAUAUGCUUUUGUUCCAGAAAGAGGUAUCGGUCGUUGGUCUGCACUGUAUUGGUGGUGGCGGAAAAACUACUUUGGCGCUGGCUCUAUGCAAUGAUGAUGAUAUUAAAGGAUAUUUUCAAAACGUGGUUUUCGUUACUGUAUCACAGUCCUCAAAUGUGAAAGGACUUAUAGAGACGAUGUGGGAUAAAAUUAUCGGAGUGAAGAGGCCUGAGUUCCAGAAUGUAGAAGAUGCACGUAUGCAGCUGCAGCAGCAGCUUCUAUGUCAAUCUAAAUCAACUCUGGUGAUACUGGAUGGUGUCUGUUCCAGAUCAAUCUUGGGUAAAUUACUAUUCGAAGGGAGAGGAUACAAGACCCUCAUAACAACAAGAGACAUUUCUAUUAUCCCCCAAAACUCCUGUACUAGACUGUAUCAAUUACCAUUGUUGGGGCAACGAGAUGCACAGUCUCUUUUCUGCUUCUGGGGUUUUGGACAGACAUCAAUUCCAACUAAUGCAGAUGCAAGUCUGGUUAACGAGGUGCAAACAGGAUGUAAAGGCUUGCCGCUUGCCCUGAAGGUGAUUGGAAGCUCUUUAAAUGGAGAACCUCGUGCAGCCUGGGAAACAGCAAAGAAGAAACUUUGCCAGGGGGAACCGAUAUCAGAUUAUCACAAAGAUGGGUUAUUAAGGUGCUUGGAGACUAGCAUUAGUUUUUUGGAUGACGUAGCCAGGGAAUGCUUCCUAGAUUUGGGGGCAUUUCCAGAGGACAAAAGAAUAUGUGCUGAUGCGCUGUUGCAUAUCUGGGUUUAUGUUCGGAAGCUGGAGUGGCAGGAAGCCUUUACCAUCUUGUGGGAACUUGCAAGUAGAAAUCUGUUUAAUCUAACCAGCAAUUCUAGGAGCGCAGCAGCAAUUUCUUAUGAAAAUGCAUCCGAGCUUUACUUUUCCCAGCAUGAUGUAAUGCGAGAUUUGGCCAUAUAUUUGGCAAGCCAAGACCAUAUAAUCAACAGGAAGAGAUUAUUUAUGCCUAGGAAGGAGCAAACUUUGCCAGGGAAAUGGGAGUUGCUUAAUGAAAGACCGUUUGAUGCUCAAAUCGUCUCCAUUCACACAGGUCCGAUGCACGAAAGCGAGUGGUUCGAGAUGAAUUUUCAGGAGACACAGGCCCUGGUGAUACUCUUUGCUGCAAGUGAAUUCCAUCUUCCCCCAUUUAUAAAAUCCAUGAAAAAAUUGAAAUUUCUCAUGGUAUGCAAUCAUAGUUCAAAAAGGGCCACGAUAGAGGGUCUAGAAGUCUUAUCUUCUCUCCCUCAUCUAAGGAGUGUUCGCUUAGAAAGGUUGGUUGCACCCAACCUUCAGAAACAGAGCAAUGCACUACACAACUUGGAGAAGCUGUCUUUAAGCUUAUGCGAAGGGUUUGGAAGUGCUUCCACAUUCGACUACCCCAAGCUGCAUGAUUUUAACAUGGAUCACUGCAGUGAUUUAGAGGAGUUGCCCCCAAAUAUCUGCUAUAUGCCUUCUGCUCACAUGUGGUCUAUUACCAACUGCCAUCAGGUUCACAAGCUACCAUAUGACCUUGGAAAUCUAAGCUCUCUAAGAGUGUUAAGGUUGUCAGCACUGCCAGACCUAAAAGAGCUGCCACCAUCAAUUGGAAACCUUGGGGAGCUGGAAUAUCUAGACAUUUCAGUGUGCGAGGCCUUGAAAGAACUUCCAGAGGAGAUAGGCCAACUAAAGAAAUUAACUGAGCUAGAUAUGAGAGAGUGUUCUCGUUUGAAGAGGUUGCCUAUAAGUGGUUGUGGACUGAUCUCUCUGAAACAUGUUAUUUGUGAUAAGGAGAUUAAGACGCAGUGGUUGUGGGCCAAGAAAAUUUCUAUUCCGGAACUUAGAAUUGAAAUUGUGGAAGCGCAAUUUAGAUCUGAUUGGAUUGAUGAUUGAACUUCUGCUCCUCGCACUCUUGACCAAACACAUCACAUUAUAUGGAUCUUAGUAGACGUACAUAUCAUAGUUUACAGGUAUCAUGACCCCAAAUUUCGUACAUUUCAAUUUUGAUGAAUACACUUGAUACUUCCUAGGCAUUGGGUUAUAGGCAAGCCACUUGAAAAACUUGGUUAGAAAAUAGGAAACGUUAUGCAUGCAUCUGAGUGUUAGGAUUGAAAAAAGCUCUGAAACCGACCUACAUUUUUCUUUACUGCAUUGCAGGAGUGUUUACUGGUAACAUGCUUUUAGCUGCAGCUUCUGUCAACUUUCUAAUUCAGAACCAAAUACCAUCAAUCAAAAAUAUACUACCUCCCUCCAUGAUAUUUUUAUGGUAUUUUCAUGAUCGUAUGAAUACAAACAUUUUAUUCAACUUAGAAAACA
This is a messenger RNA of Cryptomeria japonica (Japanese cedar), 3339 nucleotides long. Its product is annotated as putative disease resistance protein At5g47280. The transcript is spliced from 5 exons. NCBI's taxonomy places the organism in Eukaryota, Viridiplantae, Streptophyta, Pinopsida, Cupressales, Cupressaceae. Gene Ontology annotation, biological process: defense response to fungus. Gene Ontology annotation, molecular function: ADP binding. The coding region runs from base 463 to 2916 and encodes 817 amino acids. The record is from RefSeq and is a predicted model, not a curated record.